Messenger RNA from Orycteropus afer afer, 606 nucleotides. Lineage: Eukaryota; Metazoa; Chordata; Mammalia; Tubulidentata; Orycteropodidae. The record is from RefSeq and is a predicted model, not a curated record.
AUGACAGGUCACGCUCUCCCUCCCUCCCACCUUUGCCCCUACCAUAUAAGGACAGGCAGCUGCUGGGGGCGUCCCCAGGAUCUAAAGAUAGCUGCCCCUGCCUGGGACUCCAAACCCCACGGGGCAGCGGGAACCGCCAUGGCGCGGCAGCACGCCCGGACCCUGUGGUACGACAGGCCCAAGUAUGUGUUCAUGGAGUUUUGCGUCGAGGACAAUACCGAUGCUCAGGUGCUCAUCGAAGACCACCGCAUUGUGUUCAGCUGCAAGAAUGCCGAUGGAGUGGAGUUUUACAACGAGAUUGAGUUCUAUGCCAAGGUGAACUCCAAGGACUCCCGGGAUAAGUGCUCCAGCCGCUCUGUUACUUGUUUUAUGAGGAAGUGGAAAGAGAAUGUGGCCUGGCCCCGACUCACCAAGGAGGAUAUCAAGCCAGUGUGGCUGUCUGUGGACUUUGAUAACUGGAGAGACUGGGAAGGGGAUGAAGAGGUCGAGCGGGCUCAUGUGGAACAUUAUGCAGAGCUUUUGAAGAAGGUCAGCACCAAAGGACCUCCCCCUACCAUGGAUGACCUGGAUGAUGAUUCUGACAGCACCGAUGUAACAGGCACUUGA